Messenger RNA from Candidula unifasciata, 1563 nucleotides. The record is from the annotation of a GenBank genome assembly. Lineage: Eukaryota; Metazoa; Mollusca; Gastropoda; Stylommatophora; Geomitridae.
AUGGCGCUGCACGUACCACGAGCUCCGGGCUUUGCCCAAAUGAUGAAAGAAGGUGCCCAGCACUUCAGUGGCUUGGAUGAAGCAGUCUACAGAAAUAUCUCUGCAUGCAAGGAGCUGGCCAAAACGACCAUAACAGCUUAUGGCCCACAUGGUCAAAACAAGAUGGUGAUAAACCACCUGGAAAAGUUAUUUGUAACUAACGAUGCCGCUACAAUCCUGCGGGAGCUGGAUGUUGAGCACCCAGCCGCCAAGAUUCUGGUCAUGGCAACACAGCAGCAGGAGCUAGAGUGUGGGGAUGGGACCAACUUUGUCUUGGGCUUUGCUGGAGCCUUGCUGGAAAAUGCUGAAGAGCUUUUGAGAAUGGGUCUGUCUGUAGCGGAAGUCACAGAAGGCUAUGAGAUUGCUGUAAAGAAAGCUAUCGACAUCUUGCCAGGGCUGUCAAUCUGUGACAUAAAGAACCUGCGCAACAAGGAAGAGGUGCUGCCUGCUGUCCGUACGGCUGUCAUGAGCAAGCAGUAUGGCAACGAAGACUUCCUGGCUAAUCUCAUUACUGAUGCCUGUAUCUCCAUUCUUCCAGAGAAAUUCAGCUUUAAUGUAGAUAAUAUCCGAGUGUGCAAAAUAUUGGGCUCAGGUAUAUUGCAGAGCGAAGUGGUACAGGGGAUGGUGUUUAAGAGACAGGUGGAGGGUGAUGUCGCCAAGGUGGAAAAUGCAAAGAUUGUUGUCUACUCAUGUCCUUUAGACUCCAUGCAGACAGAAACAAAGGGUACAGUGUUGAUUAAGAAUGCGGAUGAGCUUCUUAACUUUAGCAAAGGAGAGGAGAAUUUGAUGGAGCAGCAAAUCAAAGACAUUGCCGAUGCUGGGGUCAAGGUAAUAGUGACCGGUGGUAAAGUAGGGGACCUGGCCCUCCACUACACCAACAAGUACAAGCUGAUGGUUGUCAGGCUGUUGUCCAAGUGGGACGUGCGCCGUCUCUGCAAGUCUGUGGGAGCUACACCUUUGCCAAAGCUGACUGCCCCAACAACAGAAGAGUGUGGAUAUUGUGACCGAGUGUACGUAGAUGAAAUUGGAGAUACACCUGUCAUAGUUUUCAAGCAAGACACGAACGAGAGCCCAAUAGCAACCUUUGUUAUCAGGGGUUCAACUGAUAACAUCAUGGAUGACAUUGAGAGGGCCAUUGAUGAUGGCGUCAACACAUUCAAGGCUCUGACAAAGGACAGCAGAAUACUGCCUGGUGCGGGAGCUGUAGAAAUUGAACUUGCUCGACAGAUUGCAACAUUUGGAGAGAGCCUGCCAGGGCUGGAGCAGUACGCAGUCAAGAAGUUUGCAGAAUCUCUGGAGCUGGUUCCUAGAUCGCUGGCGCAGAAUGCUGGUGUCAAGAGUGAUGCAGCUGCAGUCCUAGAUGCAGCCGAGGCGAAGAUCUUUGAUCUGUAUUACACUAAGCACUGGGCACUCAAAUUUGCCACAUCUUCAGCUUGUACUGUCCUCAAAGUUGACCAGAUCAUCAUGGCCAAGAGAGCAGGGGGCCCGAAAGCCAAAGAGAACAAAAACUGGGAUGAAGAUUAA